Messenger RNA from Meloidogyne enterolobii, 1066 nucleotides. The record is from the annotation of a GenBank genome assembly. Lineage: Eukaryota; Metazoa; Nematoda; Chromadorea; Rhabditida; Meloidogynidae.
AUGUUUUGUUUAUUAAUUAGUUGUUUUACUUGCAAAAUUGAAGGUACCAUUCAAACAAACGAACAAAACCUCAUUCCAAUACAACAACCAAACAAACAUUUGCAAAACACAACAAACACUCCAACAAAAACAUCAACAAAUGCAGCUCCAUAUAAACAACAUCAAAACCCAAAGGAACAACAACCAAACAAACAUCUGCCAAACACAACAAACACACCAACAACCUUACAACAUAAUAUACUUGUUGUUUUACCAUUAGAAAAACUUCCUAAAUUUUGUUCAUUUUAUAAACUAAAACAAGUUUUUAGUUGUUGUUAUGCCCUGUAUCGAGGGAAUUUUCGCUAUCCGCGUAAACUUGUUCAGCUGAGUCCCUCCAACAAUUUACCUGAUGAAUGCCUUAAUUGUGGACGUACUUGCCAACAUGCCAUUGAUUAUAUAACGACCAGUAAGCCGUUGCCAGCUGAGAAACAAAGGGGCACUCAACCACCCCCAACUCAUCCACCCCAAGCAAUGCCAAGAAUGAAGCAGGGAACUGAAAUAAGGGCGAAAAGAAAUGUUUUGAAGGGCCUUGAAGGGAAAAAUAAAAAGACUGUCACUACGCAUUCACCUCAUAAGAUGCUGAAAUUGAAGCGGAAUGUUAAUGAAACAACCGAAGCAACGACGGAAACACUAAUUUAUGUUCCUCUUAAUCCUGAAAUUGUUAAUUAAAAUUAAGAGGAGGAAUUUAACAAAUUGAAAUCUGCGAUUUUAAGGGAUUUUAAAAUUUUUUGGGAUGUUUAAUUAAAUUUAUUUGGGAAUAAAUAUUUAAAAAUAAAUAAAUUAUUAAUUAUAAAUUCAAAGUGAUUGCUGGAUCUCUCCAUUAUGAUGAUACAAUAAUUACCUCAGGCUGAAGGACAUAGGAAGGAGAAUGGGGGGGGGGGCAAGAAGGGACAUGGGACAUAUAGAGGGGUGAGGAGGGGACGUAGGAGCCGACGUAAGAAGAAAUGUAGAAGGAAAUAAAGGGACGUAAAUCAGGCAGAACCAGGACCGUAAGUAGAGAAAUGAGGCAUAGUGGAGGGGGGACGUA